This is a messenger RNA of Musa acuminata subsp. malaccensis (wild Malaysian banana), 2476 nucleotides long. NCBI's taxonomy places the organism in Eukaryota, Viridiplantae, Streptophyta, Magnoliopsida, Zingiberales, Musaceae. The record is from RefSeq and is a predicted model, not a curated record.
AUGGCGGAGACAACCAAAGAUGCUGCGGCGUUCCCACUGGUCGCGGUGGCCGUCGACAAGGACAAGAGCAGUCAAGCGGCUCUGAAGUGGGCUCUCGACAAUGUUGUCACCAAGAACCAGAUCCUCAUCCUCAUCCACGUGAACACCAAGGCUUCACCGGGGAAUCAAGAGGACGCGGCGGCUGCAGUCCAUGAACUACUUGUUCCCUUCCGAUGCUUCUGCCAGAGAAAAGAUGUUAACUGCGUGGAUAUCGUACUGGACGACACCGACGUAACGAGGGCAGUCGUGGACUUCGUCGCACAGGCUGCAAUCGAGAAGCUGGUGGUGGGAGCUUCCAGAAGCGGAUUUAUCAGAUCGUUUAGAGGCGCAGACAUCAGCACCGGCAUCUCUAAAAGCGUGCCUGAUUUCUGUACCACGUACAUCGUCACGAAAGGGAAGCUCUCCACUACGAGAAACGCUAUCCGUGCGGCACCCACCGUUUCGCCUCUGCGGGCUAAACUCCAAAACCAGGCGAAUCGACGAGCAUCUAAUUCCACGGAUCAUCGGCACGGUUUGCAGAGCGCAAAAGGUGAUGCUGCAUUUGGGACUCACAAACUACGUAAACAGACACAGACAAUCGAGUCGCCAAUUAACAGGAAAACACGCCUCGGGACCGCAAUAUUUAGCGGAGACAGCGACGCGUCGUUUGCGAGUAGCAGCAGAACGAGCACCGAUCGAUCCUUAGCUCAGAGGUUCUCCUACAUGUCAGAUGGCACCGAUCGCAGCUCUGAGUCGGUGCAGUCGCCAACCAAGUCCUUCGGUGCUUAUUCAUAUGGGACCGGCUUCUCUUCUCUGUCUCACGACAGCUCGUCAUCCGAGGCUUCGGUACGUGAUUACGUGGAAGCAGAGAUGAAUAGGCUGAGAUUAGAACUCCAGCAGACAAUGGAUAUGUACAGCUCGGCCUGUAAAGAAGCCAUCGUAGCUAAACAGAAGGCAAUGGAGCUUCAUCUUUGGAACAUGGGGGAACAGCAGAGACUGGAAGAAGCUCGAGUAGCAGAAGAAGCUGCCUUCGCUAUGGUGGGGAAGCAGAAGGCAAAGUGUAAGGCUGCACUGGAGGCAGCCGAGGUCGCCAAACUGAUUGCGGAUUCGGAAACACGGAAGAGAAGAGAUGCAGAGAUGAAGUUGGUCGGAGGUUAUGAGGAGGAUGAGGCCUUGGAUUCUUGCUCUGCAGCCGACCUGAGAUACAGAAAAUACACGAUAGAUGAGAUAGAAGCAGCCACAGAUCGCUUUGCCAAGAACCGGAAGAUCGGAGAAGGUGGGUAUGGUCCCGUCUUUAGAUGCUAUCUCGAUCACACGGAAGUCGCCGUCAAGGUACUGCGACCAGACGCAGCCCAGGGGAGGUCACAGUUUCAGCAAGAGGUGGAAAUAUUGAGCUGCAUUCGACAUCCGAACAUGGUCCUCCUCCUAGGCGCUUGCCCAGAGUAUGGUUGCCUUGUGUACGAGUACAUGGCGAACGGGAGCUUGGAGGACCGCUUGUUCCGGCGGGGGAACACGCCGCCCAUGCCCUGGCAGUACCGGUUCCGCAUUGCUGCGGAGAUCGGCACAGGCCUGCUCUUCCUCCACCAAACCAAGCCAGAGCCACUGGUUCACAGAGACCUUAAGCCUGCGAACAUCCUCCUCGACCAAAACUACGUGAGCAAGAUCAGCGACGUCGGCCUGGCCCGCCUGGUUCCUCCGUCGGUGGCAGACAGUGUCACGCAGUAUCGUAUGACCUCCGCGGCCGGAACGUUCUGCUACAUCGACCCCGAGUACCAGCAGACUGGCAUGCUGGGCACCAAGUCUGACGUAUACUCCCUCGGAGUGCUGCUGCUGCAGCUGAUUACCGGAAGGCCGCCCAUGGGGCUGACCCAUCACGUCGAGCGUUCGAUCGAGAGGGGAACAUUUGCAGAAAUGUUGGACCCCUCGGUCCGGGAUUGGCCAGUCGAGGAAGCUUUGAGCUUGGCGAAGGUAGCACUCAGGUGCGUGGAGCUAAGACGAAGGGAUCGGCCAGAUCUCGCGACUAUCGUAUUGCCAGAGCUUAACAGGUUGAGAGCUAUUGGUGUAGACAAUAUGCGCCCGUUUGAGCUCGACAACAGCAUCCUCUCCUCACCGGUACACAGUGAAGUUUCCGUGCAGGACUUGAGGAGCGGCCCUUUACAUCUGCAGUCAGGAUAUGAGAGUCCAAGAAGCCAACGCGGUGAAUUAUCCAUCUUUGGAAGACGAUGAAGCUCCUCUUGGGAUUUGGUAAUGUCACUUUUGCCUUUGGUUGUUGAAGGCAGCUUCUGAGGAUCGAUUGAUUAGCAAUUUCCAGUGUUGAUUAGCGAUGGAUUCCUUCAUGUGGAGCGCCCAUCGACUAUGUUUCGAUGCCAACGAACUAAAAUGUGAAGCCUUGCAGAACAAGACCUUUGCAGUGUGGCAACAAGUUGUAAUAUACUGCUUAUGCUUCGUGACAACAGCA